CGGUAACACAGCUGUAACCUUUUGUAAAGUCAAAGCCGAGGAAGACUAGAAAAUAGAGGAACUCGCUAGUGCUGCUAUCCGUAUGAUGUUAUUGAUCACCAUGUCGGUGUAGAAGGACAACAAAACCCAGAAGAACCGUCCAGUCCCGAAACGGAGAGUUAAAGAUGGCGGGCGAGGAGGAGAGGGGGGUGGUUCGAGUCAAAGUGAAGAAAUGUGAUGGGGCGCUUCCUGUGGAGUUUCGCUCCUUUGCUGUUGAUCCUCAGAUAACAUCACUGGAGGUCCUGCAGCACAUACUUAUCAGAGCCUUUGAUUUGAACGGGAGGCGGAACUUUGGGAUCAGUUACCUGUCUCGAGACCGGAGUGGUGCUGAAAUAUAUUUGUCUCUGGUGUCUGACUGGGAUUUAGAUGUCGCCUUUGUCAGUGCAGCCAAACCAUAUCUACAGCUGAAGAUGGACAUAAAACCGUCAGAAGACAGUCCUGUAAUGGAGGACUGGGACAUCAUCAGCCCCAAAGAUGUGAUUGGCUCUGAGCAGCUUCUUGCAGAGAGGACCAGGUCUUUGGCAUCUGCAGCUCUUCCCUUCACCCAGUCAUUACUCACCCAGGUGGGCCGGACCCUGUCCAGAGUUCAGCAGGCCUUCAGUUGGUCUUACGGGGAGGAGAUCAAGCCUUUUAAGCCCCCCCUGAGCGAUGCCGAGUUUCAUAGUUACCUCAACGGACAGGGCCAGCUGACACGACCUGAGGAGCUGAGACUGCGGAUCUACCAUGGUGGCGUGGAGCCUUCACUGCGCAAGGUUGUUUGGCGGUAUCUCCUCAAUGUCUACCCUGAUGGACUGAGUGGACAGGAACGAAUGGACUACAUGAAGCGGAAGACGAGGGAGUACGACCAGCUGAAGAGAGAGUGGACAGCCCGGGCCAGCCACGAGGACCUUGAGUUUAUCCGUGGGAAUGUUCUCAAAGACGUCCUGAGGACGGACCGGGCCCACCCGUACUACGCUGGCUCAGAGGACAGUCCACAUUUGACUGCCCUCACAGAUCUGCUCACCACCUUCGCCAUCACACAUCCACAGAUAUCGUACUGUCAAGGCAUGAGUGACAUCGCCUCCCCUAUACUUGCAGUAAUGGACAAUGAGGCGCAUGCCUUCAUUUGCUUUUGUGGCAUCAUGAAACGUUUGGAGGGAAACUUCCGGCCAGACGGGCAGCUCAUGUCUAUUAAGUUCCAGCAUCUAAAGCUGCUUCUGCAGUACUCAGAUCCUGAAUUCUACUCCUAUCUGGUCUCCCGAGGAGCUGACGACCUCUUCUUCUGUUACCGCUGGCUGCUUCUGGAGCUCAAGCGAGAGUUUGCGUUUGAUGACGCUCUGAGGAUGCUGGAGGUCACUUGGAGCUCUCUGCCUCCAGAUCCUCCUGAAACCGAAGUGGAACUUCUGGGACCACCACUAGAGUCAGAUGAAACAAUGGUACAACGCACAGACAAGGACAAGACAGCUGAGAACUGCCUUGGAGAUGAUCAGGAACAAAAAGAGAAGCAGCGGAGACGACAUAUGCUGAGACCUUCGAGAGAAGAACCAGAUAUAAGCAGGAACGCUGUCACAGAAGAAAAAGACGGGCAGAACGUCGGCGCUGGAAAGGAAAGCGAGGUUGCUGAUAGUGACAUUCCUCAAACGACCGUGGAAAAAGCAGAUUUGCAGGCUCCUCCUUUUGAGAGGCAAACUAGUUUUGGAGAGUUUAAAUACUAUACUGCCCGAAAUGAAGACAGCUUUGACAUGGAGCAGCCACGGGGUUUGGUGACUUCCAAGUCAGUAUCAAGCAUCCCAAGGCGCCAGUCCACAGUGGACAGCGAGGAGGACCCAGGAGAGAGAACACCUCUCAUAAAAAACUGUGAAAAUGGUUUCUCUCCAAUGUCAUCACCUUCCCUCCUCCCCAAUGGCCUUCCAGUGUGGAAAACUGGCUCCUCUACAUCUUCAGCUUCACCUUCCAGCUGGCCAGGUGCUUCUCCAGACUCUCCUCCAAAAUCCACAUCCUCAUCCACAACCAAUGGAAGAGAGGCCUUACCGAGAACUGUCCCAGAAGUACUGUCCUCCUCUGCCCAAGUGCUCAGCAGUACCGGGAUCAACUCGCCCAUGACCCCCACUGUAAAAACAUCUGUUGCAUCUCCCUCCCCCACUCAGAACCGAUCCCUACUCUCCUCGCCCAUUCUGUCUUUUGGAAGAGGCCCCUCGUUGCCAGGCAGCAGGUCGUCCUCCAACAAUCUCUCUUCACCUGGCAACAAAUCCCCCAUCACCACAGCUAACACGCCCAGUUCUACAAAAGCUGAGACCACCAGCAUCAAACCGUGCUCCCUGCCACCUCCUCAAGAGUUCGGCAAAGGCAAUCCCUUUAUGCUGUUCCUGUGCCUGUCCAUCCUGCUGGAGCACCGAGACCACAUCAUCAAGAACAGCCUGGAUUACAAUGAGUUAGCGAUGCACUUUGAUCGCCUUGUGCGGCGCCACAACCUGAGCAGGGUGCUACAACGAGCCAAGGCCUUAUUUGCAGACUACUUGCAAAGUGAAGUAUGGGACUCAGAAGAAGGGGACGAGGUCAGCUCAGACUCCCCAACAACAGCUUCAGUUGUCCUACACUCCCCUUCUUCAACCAUCUCUGCCCGACCCAUAUACAGCCCUUUAGCAUUGCCUCAGACAUCAUCUCCAAACUCAACCUAUAACCUCGCUACCACCAUUUCCUCCCCAACAGCUCAAGUUCCCCUUUCUCCCACAUCCUGAUUCCAUCUUGUAUUACUGGCUUCCCCUCCUCAGUGAACUUGUCAGUAGACGGUUUGUGGCCCAUCGGAGGCGUGGAUGUUUUUUAGACAGCCUCCUGCAUUGAAUCGGCUGUUAAUCUUCUCAUUCUGUGUAUGCUUGAAUACAUAAAUUCUUUAUGCCAGUAGUCAACUUCAUAUUUAAUUUUUUUCUUCAACCUUUUAAAGUUAUGCCUUUUUGUUGUCUGUACUUUUGUCUGUACUCGAAGAGAUGAAAGAACUGCUGAUGCAUGAAAUGCUAAACCCUGUGCUGCAGGUGUUUUUGCUGGAACCAACAAAAAUUUAGCCACUUAGUGCAUUAA
This is a messenger RNA of Thunnus maccoyii (southern bluefin tuna), 3093 nucleotides long. It is a transcript of the gene tbc1d25, whose product is annotated as TBC1 domain family, member 25. The record is from RefSeq and is a predicted model, not a curated record. The transcript has 7 exons. Lineage: Eukaryota; Metazoa; Chordata; Actinopteri; Scombriformes; Scombridae. Gene Ontology annotation, molecular function: GTPase activator activity. Gene Ontology annotation, cellular component: autophagosome. Bases 165 to 2756 code for a protein of 863 amino acids. Gene Ontology annotation, biological process: activation of GTPase activity; regulation of autophagosome maturation.